AGCGAAACACAGUCACUUGCAGAGCUGAGACUCUACAAAAAACGGCCAUGGCAGCGUCGUGUGCUGCACAGUCAUAUCUGAUGUUAACCUACGCGGCCGCCUCCUCUACUGUGCACUCGCAGGACCUGACUCCCACACUCCUCUCCUUCAAGCCCAAAGCUUUAUCUCUGUGCCCUCUGGCGUUGGGUUCUGGAGAAAGUAAAUCAGGGAAAUUAAGUUUGUCUUCGAAUAGAGAGGUCAGGUUUGGGUUUGUUUCGGCUGCUGUUGCCACAGAUAGCACCACAGCUCCUCCGCCCAAGCCAAGGACUGGGAAGGCUGCAUUGCCAUUGAAGAGAGACAGAAGGAGGUCUUUGAGAUUCUUGGAAAUUCGAAGAUUGAGAGAAAACAAACAAGAGUAUGACCUGAAGACAGCAAUAUCUUUGUUGAAGCAAAUGGCAAGUACAAAGUUUGUAGAAACAGCUGAAGUCCAUUUUCGUCUUAACAUUGAUCCAAAGUAUAAUGAUCAGCAACUGAGAGCAACAGUAAAUUUGCCUAAAGGAACUGGACAGACUGUGACAGUGGCUGUGCUCACACAAGGUGAAAAGUUCGAUGAAGCUAAAAGUGCGGGGGCAGAUAUAAUUGGUGGGGAAGACUUGAUAGAACAAAUAAAAGGAGGUUUCAUGGAAUUUGACAAAUUGAUUGCAUCUCCGGAUAUGAUGCCAAAGGUUGCCAGCCUAGGGAAGAUUCUAGGACCACGUGGUCUCAUGCCAAAUCCAAAAGCUGGUACUGUUACAACUCAUAUACCUCAGGCGAUAGCAGAAUUCAAGAAAGGAAAAGUAGAAUACAGAGCUGAUAAAACCGGAAUCGUUCACAUUCCGUUUGGGAAAGUUGACUUUUCUGAGGAAGACCUCCUCAUCAACUUUCUCGCUGCAGUAAAAUCAAUAGAAGCAAACAAGCCGUCUGGUGCCAAAGGAGUCUACUGGAAGAGUGCUCACAUAUGCUCAUCAAUGGGGCCGUCUAUCCGGUUAAAUAUAAGGGAGAUGCUCGACUACAAGCUUCCCUGAAAACAGAACCAAACACAUGUAUACAUGUAUAUGAUGUCUGCAACUGUUCAGUCAGCCUUCUGGGGGUCUUUACAAGAGCUCCACCAAUGCUUAAAUAGACGGAAUGUACAGAGUGAAGCCAGAAGUGGGGUUGGUUGUUAACAUUUUCAGUUGCAUUUUAAUCAGAACAUGCACAGAAAGAUCAUGUACUAGUCUUUGCAGUCGAUAUAUGAUUUUCAAUAUCAUUUGAUUUCACAA
Molecule: messenger RNA, 1280 nt
Organism: Tripterygium wilfordii
Lineage: Eukaryota; Viridiplantae; Streptophyta; Magnoliopsida; Celastrales; Celastraceae
Product: 50S ribosomal protein L1, chloroplastic-like
Exons: 7
Coding region: 48-1043 (331 amino acids)
Biological process (GO): translation
Cellular component (GO): large ribosomal subunit
Molecular function (GO): structural constituent of ribosome; RNA binding
Source: RefSeq, a predicted model, not a curated record